AUGUACCCACCUACACUGUCUAUGACCGUCUAUAAACUCCCGUUCGGUUUAUACCUCCGCCGAGGAUCACCAUCCCUUGCACCAAAGUAUCACGUUGAAGCGCACACCCUAAAAAUGAUAGAACAGUCAACCCAUAUCCCCGCUCCCCGGGCGAUUGAUGUUGCACAGACGUCACGAUAUUCGUAUUUACUCAUGACCUGCGUUCCUGGACGCCCCAUUGGCCCAAGUUUGAACACAAUGACUGAUGAAGAGGUAGAGCAAGUCGUGGUUGAUUUAAAGGGGUACAUUUCUGAGCUUCGGAAAAUACCAAGAGAUCCAUCUUCAGAAUAUCUUAUAUGUAACUCUCAAGGCGGUGGCUUCUUAGACUGGCGUAUUCCAGACAGUCAGAAUGAGGAGUUACGAUUCAAAUCCGAGGCUGAUUUCAACAAGUACCUGACUGAUCCUUUCUGGGAAGAGAUCCGGACCCGUGCAGCGAAAUCGCAUGACACUCCCCAUGGCAUUGUCUUUACCCAUGGCGAUCUCAACCCAAGGAAUAUAUUGGCGGAGAAUGGAAGAAUUACAGGAAUUGUUGACUGGGAAAAUGCAGGAUGGUUCCCAGAAUAUUGGGAAUAUACCAAAAUGCAUUAUACCGUUCGAGGUGUGGAACGUUGGCUUGUUGAUGUAGUCGACAGUGUUUUUACAGGCUAUCGGGAAGAGUUAUGGGUGGAAAAUAUGCUUUCGGACCUUUUAGGUCCAUUCUGA
Trichophyton rubrum CBS 118892 is the source of this 741-nucleotide messenger RNA. RefSeq lists its product as uncharacterized. The transcript has a single exon. The record is from RefSeq and is a predicted model, not a curated record. Bases 1 to 741 code for a protein of 246 amino acids. Lineage: Eukaryota; Fungi; Ascomycota; Eurotiomycetes; Onygenales; Arthrodermataceae.